Bemisia tabaci is the source of this 2199-nucleotide messenger RNA. The record is from RefSeq and is a predicted model, not a curated record. Lineage: Eukaryota; Metazoa; Arthropoda; Insecta; Hemiptera; Aleyrodidae.
UGAUUUAAGCAAAAAUCCGAUUGAAGCAAGAGUAUUUUUUCUUGUCGAUGUUUUUAAGAGUCUGGACUCUAGAUCCAAUGUGCUUUUUUCCAGUGAUGCAGGCAAAUGCAAAAUUGAUUUUAUUUCAGAGUGGUGUCUCCGAAUGGAGACAGGUGCAGUGCAAUCCUUCACCGGCCUUCACCGCCGCCGCCACCUCUCAUUGCCCCACCACGCAUCAAUCACUUACUAAACCCCACAUGGCGGACCAACCGCUUGCUCCUGGCCCAUGAUCACUGAUUGGUUAGGGACGGUCGCCAAGUAUGGACCGGUCGGUGAUGCGAAGGCCAAUGAGAAGCGCCACCGUCGCGGGCGAUGCAGCGUCGCGUCACUAUUGGCUGCCACAGCGUUGCCCUGCACCUGUCGCCAAGUAACCAUACAGAUUUUGUAUUUCAAAGCACAUUCAUUAUCAAGGGGAAAUAUUAGUAACAUAAUAGCUCCUCAGAAUCUCAUCUUCUAAUCAUGCGGAAUGGAAAUAUGAGCAAAUGAAUGAAAUUAAAAGGAAUUGCGUGCACAGGAUUGGGGUGCUCUAUACCUAGCUCCUUUUCAUUUAAUUCAUCUGUGCACAGUUCUUUUUGGCAUAAAUACGUCCAUUUCACUGAUAUUUUACAAAGUGAAAAAGAAACUAGUGCUUUUCUAUCCACUAAAAAUCCAACAUUAUAUUUUUUAACCGAAAAAUGUAUUUCAAGAAUAAAAAUUAAUGGUCUGAAUCCUUGAAAAUGUUUAAUCUUAUCAUACAACUCUGCGUACUCAUAAUAGUUCCAGCAAUAGCAAUUGUUCCCCGAUGGGAAUAAAGAGCUCGAAAUGAAUCCUAAAAUUCAUACACCUGUAAAUUUUUAUCACGGCGAGUGGGUCAUGUAAUACCAAGUCCACUUAAUUAAGAUUAGGGGUACGCUGUUGGAGUUGACGCAAGAACCAGAUCGAUCUUGUCAAACUGGGACAUUGUGACAGUUUAUGUAGCAUGACAACACAUCAAAAAGCAAUGUAAUACAUGGCAUGGAUAUGUGGCUGUGUCUUGCAUUGCCUUAUCUUACCGAUGUAACAAGAUUGUAUACUUUCAACAAUCGCAAUCGGCCCGCUAGUUAUCUCAUUUUAUGCACAAAAUUAUAUGAGCUCGAUGAGCAAACACAAACUUUGGCAUUGAAUAUUCCAGCUGAUAUGCUCAAUUUCUUCUCAGUCUUCCACCAGAGUGUUCUAACUAGUGCAAGUAAUUACAUGAUACUUCUUACAAGUAAGAGUCUACUUGUGUACCGAUUUUCAUAAUUUUAAAUAUUGUUUCCACGCGAGAAGGCACUAUAGACGUCAAAGUGAAAUUGAAUAAUUUGGUUUCAGGCUGAAACAUGCAAUUCGAAGGAAAAGUAGUUCUUGUGACAGGAGCGAGCAGUGGUAUUGGUGCGGCAACUGCUAAACUGUUCGCCAAAUAUGGCGCCUCACUUGCCAUCACCGGAAGAAAUUAUGCAAACCUUAGAAAAACGGCUGAAGAAUGCAACAUACACGGUAAAAAGGACCCAUUUCUGAUCAAGGCAGACUUGACGAAUGAGACUGAAACCAAAAGGUUGCUCGAAAUUGUUUUGCUACACUUUAACCACCUGGACAUUCUCAUUAAUAACGCCGGAAUCGUCGAGCUUGGCGCCAUUGAAAACACGUCACUUGAACAGUAUGACAGGAUAUUCAACACAAACGUGAGGGCUGUGUACCAUCUGACAAUGUUAGCAACACCGCACAUUAUUGCAAGAAAAGGUGCGAUUGUAAACGUUUCAAGUGUAGCUGCUUUACAAUCUUACGUGGGCACCCUCGCGUACAACAUGUCAAAAUCAGCCAUUGAUCAGUUCACUCGCUGCGUAGCGCUGGAGCUCGCACCAAAAGGCGUCCGAGUAAAUUCGGUGAAUCCUGGCGCUGUUCUGACGGAAAUGCAAAAGCGCGGUGGUAUGGCAGGAGGAGAUGGCGCUUUGGAGCAGUACGUGGAACGGUCGAAAAAAGCACAUCCGCUGGGACGUCUCGGAACCACUGAGGAAGUUGCAAAGGCAAUAGUUUUCCUUGCCAGUGAAGAUGCUAGUUUUUCAACGGGCGUAAACUUUCCUGUGGAUGGAGGAAGGUAUGUUCUGGGCUCCACUGGUAUCUCGAUGUGAUCUCAAUAUCAAUAAAUGUAUGUAUGAAAUUUUG